GGGCCAAGAGGACCCAGCUCGGCUAGGGCGGCGCCGCUGCCCCGCGCCUGGCGCUCGGAAACCUUGUGCGCGGGGCAGCCCGAGGCGCUGGCUGCGAUCCAGGGAGGGGAGCGGCGGGGGAAGCAGCGCGCAGGGGAGGGCAGAGGCGGAGAGCCACGAGCCCAGGAGCAGAGGCGGGCUCCGCACCGCACCGCGCCCCGCACGCUCGCUGGCUCCCGAGACGCGCGGGCGGCCGCCUGGGCGCACCAGCCGGGUCACCUUGUCCCGGAGGGAAAUGGGUCCUAUGGGGCUCGUGUGACCAGUGAGCACAGCCUGCUAGCCUGACGCCCAGCAGGGAGGGAGUCUACCAUGGAUGGCAUCGUCGAGCAGAAGAGUGUUCUGGUACACAGUAAGAUCAGUGAUGCUGGCAAAAGGAAUGGCUUAAUUAACACCAGAAACUUCAUGGCUGAGAGCAGGGAUGGCCUGGUGUCUGUUUACCCAGCACCUCAGUACCAGAGCCACAGGCUGGUGGCCAGUGCAGCACCAGGAAGCCUGGAAGGAGGCAGGAGUGAGCCAGUGCAGCAGCUGCUGGACCCAAACACGCUGCAGCAGUCCGUGGAGUCCCACUAUCGUCCCAACAUCAUCCUCUACUCAGAUGGUGUGCUCCGCUCCUGGGGGGAUGGCGUGGCCACUGACUGCUGUGAGACCACCUUCAUUGAGGACCGGUCACCCACCAAAGACAGCCUGGAGUACCCCGAUGGGAAAUUCAUCGACCUCUCAGCUGAUGACAUCAAAAUCCACACCCUGUCCUAUGACGUGGAGGAGGAAGAGGAGUUACAGGAGCUGGAGAGUGACUACUCCAGCGACACGGAGAGCGAGGACAACUUCCUCAUGAUGCCCCCGCGGGACCACCUGGGGCUCAGCGUCUUCUCCAUGCUCUGCUGCUUCUGGCCUUUGGGCAUCGCGGCCUUCUACUUGUCCCAUGAGGUACCAGCUUCAUUGUGUGGAGCAGCUACGGGCUCAGGAAUCACAGAGAUUCUCACAAGACCCAUCUUCCUGUCAGCAUCAACAUGAUCCCAAAGGUUGAACAACCUGUCAUUCAGGUGUUCUGGAAUAAAAUACAGAU
Alexandromys fortis (reed vole) is the source of this 1105-nucleotide messenger RNA. It is a transcript of the gene Syndig1, whose product is annotated as synapse differentiation inducing 1. NCBI's taxonomy places the organism in Eukaryota, Metazoa, Chordata, Mammalia, Rodentia, Cricetidae. Gene Ontology annotation, cellular component: synaptic vesicle membrane; postsynaptic density membrane; excitatory synapse. Gene Ontology annotation, biological process: synaptic vesicle clustering; positive regulation of synapse assembly. The coding region runs from base 349 to 1053 and encodes 234 amino acids. The record is from RefSeq and is a predicted model, not a curated record. The transcript is spliced from 4 exons.